CUUUAAUUUCUAUAUUCAGUUAUAUUGUUAUUGGAAUUACCAUUAAGUGCUUAAAAUGAGAGGACAUAUCGCUGUACCAGUGCUUUAAAUGCAAGCAAAAGACCAAAAUCUACGAGAUAUCCGAAUUGAAGCUCAAGUCUAAGCCCUUGAGGCGCGUCCAUCUGUUCCAUCACUUCAGAUAUCUUCCAUUCGUUUGCAAAGCGGUGACAGACGGUCAACGGGUGUGCAAUAAGGCAUUCUUAGGACAGAACUUCUUGAGGGCUCACAUCAAAGAGGAUCAUCGCGUGGAACUCCAAGAGCACCAGUUGUCUCGUUAUCUCAAACACAAACUCAUAC
Molecule: messenger RNA, 336 nt
Organism: Oppiella nova
Lineage: Eukaryota; Metazoa; Arthropoda; Arachnida; Sarcoptiformes; Oppiidae
Source: the annotation of a GenBank genome assembly